Molecule: messenger RNA, 5590 nt
Organism: Octopus sinensis (East Asian common octopus)
Lineage: Eukaryota; Metazoa; Mollusca; Cephalopoda; Octopoda; Octopodidae
Product: dnaJ homolog subfamily B member 12
Exons: 10
Coding region: 44-1300 (418 amino acids)
Biological process (GO): cellular response to misfolded protein
Cellular component (GO): endoplasmic reticulum membrane
Molecular function (GO): Hsp70 protein binding
Source: RefSeq, a predicted model, not a curated record
UUACUCUGGAGUUUCACUUCCCGUCGAAGGCUAUACAGUCAAGAUGGAGGGCAAUAAGGAUGAGAGUGAACGGUGUAUUUCGAUAGCCGAAAAACAUAUAGCUGAUGGCGAAAAGGAAAAAGCGUUAAAAUUUUUAAACAAAGCAGAGAAACUAUAUCCAUCUGUGAAAGCUAGAGACCUUAUGGAGAAGCUGAGCAAAUUAAAUGGUAGCACUGCUGGUCGCAGACAAAGUGGUGAUGGUGCAGACAACAAUGUACACAAAGAUAAAGCUACCAGGAAUAACAAUCGCUCAGAGAAAGGUGGCUCAGGCCACUCUGGAAAGUCACCUGAUGAUUACACAGAGGAUCAGUUGAUAGCUGUUAAAAGAAUUAAAAAAUGUAAAGAUUAUUAUGAAAUCCUUGGUGUCUCAAAGGAUGCAACAGAUGUUGAUUUGAAAAAAGCAUACAGAAAAUUAGCAUUAAAAAUGCAUCCUGAUAAAAAUAAGGCUCCAGGGGCUACUGAAGCCUUUAAAGCUAUUGGAAAUGCAUUUUCUGUAUUAAGUGAUGCCGAAAAAAGGAAAAAGUAUGAUCUCUAUGGAGAGGAUAUUGUCCAUCACUCUCGGAAUUGUAGUAGGGACGAGCAAUUUGACUAUUCUCGGGGCUUCGAAGGUGAUAUAUCUGCAGAAGAAUUGUUCAAUAUGUUUUUUGGUGGCGGGUUUCCCACUGGUAAUGUUUAUGUUCACCGGAGAACCCAACAUAAUGGACAGUAUCAGAGGGCUGCUCAGUCAGAAAAAUUCCGUACAAGGCAACGCCAGUUUUUCGUUUACAAAUCUAACUUGUCCUCCUCUGCCACUCGAAGUGAAAAGAACAAGCAAGUUCCCUCUAACAAUGCUGCUGCUGGUAUUGGUAGGGCCUUCGUAUUACGUACACGGGCGAGUGGCUACAAUCUUCUUGUACAAUUGGCUCCUGUGUUGAUAUUAAUAUUCUUAUCCUUAAUGGGAAGUUUCCUUGUACCAGAUGCACCAUUCAGUUUACAUCGAUCACAGAAAUAUUCAAAUGAAAAGAAAACAAAUCAACUUAAAGUACAAUAUUUUGUGAAAGACGAUUUCCAUAUCGAUUCCAAUUAUGAUUUACGGAGAAUAGAGAGACAAGUAGAGGAUGAAUAUGUUUCAAAUCUACGUACCAGUUGUUUCAAAGAAAGAAGUUACAAAGAAACUUUGAUUUGGCGAGCAAAGAAUUAUGGUGAUUCAAAAUUAUAUAAGAAAGCUAUGAAUAUGGAAGUUCCUUCAUGUAAUCAUCUAAACAAUUUGUAUGGAGGCUGAAACUCCUGCAGUGUGCCUAUUUGGCCUAACCCACUAACUUUUUUUAAUCUGGCCAGUGUGAAGGAUAGUUAUAUAACUUUUGUUAAUGUUGUACAAAACUGGAACCUCUGGCAACAAACAUCCCACAUUAAUUAUGUAUAGACAUACGCUAUUAUUUAAAAAAAAAAAUAAAUAAAAAAAUAAACAAAAACAAACCUAAAAGAAAUUUAAAAAAAAAAAACACUCAUGUCAAAUCCGUUUUGACAUAAAAUCACUUUUUGCAACUAAUGUCCACUGUAAAUGAAGGAAGGCUGUAUUUCUGAAUUUGCUCUUUAUGAAGUCUGCUCAUGGCUCUGGGAAAUGUACUUUGAUUGUUAGUAUUAAGCUAAGACCAUUUCAUCAGAGAAGACAAGCAAGUAAGGCAUGUUAAUGUCCAGCAUUGGCUGGGCUCCCUCUCUCACUUUCCUGCUUUCUCUUUCUCUCUCUCUCUCUCUAUUUAUUUCAUUUGCUCCCUUAUUUCAUUCUAUCGAUAACCAAAGAUGAUUUAAGAAUCAGGACAUAAUAGAUUACAUAUUCCAUCUUUUUUUUUUCUUUUCACAUUUUUUUUUUGUUAAUCUUUUAAUGUUCUUGAAAUUGUAUAAAUUAAAGGAAAAGGUAAAAAUGGAAAUUAUUUACUUUUACUUCAACUAACAUAUAUAUAUAUAUAUAUAUAUAUAUAUAUAUAUAUAUAUAUAUAUCUUUCUCCCUUUUUCUUCUGUUUUUUUUAUGGGGGGAGUGUUUAAAUAAUAUUAAAGAAUGCCAAAUUUAUAUUCUCUAUACUGUUAAUCUCAUUUCAUUUAGGUGAAAGUCCUCAAGUCCAUGUUUUACAGCUCUUCAAGUGAUUUCUAUAACAUUUGAUUGUUUACUAUUAUCACAUUUUGUUGGAAGUCUUAAUGUAGACUAAAUUAUAUUUUCUUUUCCAAAAUAAAUUGUCAUUGUUUCCUAACAUUUAUGUUUAUGAAUCAAUUUAAAAUUUUUUCAAUCAAAAUUAUUAUUACUACUACAGUGAGUACUACUUCUACUACUACUACUACUACUAUUACAAAUUUUAUGUCAUAAAUUUUAAAUGUGUAUAUACUUCUCUAAAAUUUCACUUGAGUAUAUGUAUUUUAGAGAAAGGAAUUUAUUGAAAUCUUUUUCAGAAUUUAAUUUUAGGACUUUUUUUUUUUAAUUGCUAUACAGUUGGGGUUUUGUUUUUAAUCGUUUUGUUUGUUUAUAUAAAUAUACUCUAACAAUGCAUUUGAUCUAAGAUGAAUUUUAAAAAUUUGCUUGGCUCUUUUAUGCAAAAUGUGUGGUUUACCUUUUUUGUUUUGAUUAGUUGAGAUUAUUAAUCAAGGGAAGCCAUGUGUAAAUUUUGUUUUCUUUUGCCAAGAUAGUCAGUUUUGAAGUGUUCCUGACAUCAAUCUGAGUUUUUAUACCAAGCCAAGCAAUUUUUCGGUAGACAGCCUUCUGAUGCUGCACAAAGAUCAAGUCUUUGUUGGUGAUAUUUUUGCACUUGCUGUCACUGUGUACUGUCUACUAUGUAGACCUACACCAGCAGUUUUUUUUUUUUUUUUUUUGAGUUUUAAAAAAAAAUUUUUUAUUUUUUGUGUGAAUGAUUGGCUUUCUUGCUGACAAUUACUUCAUACCAUGAAGUUAGGUUUUCGCCCACCUAUCAAUUACUCCUCUCUUCAACAAACAGCUUGGGGAAAAAAAUGAUCUACACAACACAUAAGGUUGUGAUCCAGGAAUAUUUCUAUAAUUCUUUUAACAAUACUCCCCUGUCUUGUUUUAAUUUAUUAAAUUUAAUUUAUUUAUGUACAUACACUUCAUAGAAUUUUUUUUUAAUUUUAAAUGAUUAAUAAAUGCUGGAAAGAUUCAUUUUUCUGUUUUCUUUCCCCUGAUCCACCCCAAUGUUCUACAUCAAAUAAGAAUUAGUAAAAAAUAAUAAUAAAAAAAUAGCAAUUUUUCUUUUAUAAGAAUAUAGCAUUAAAAUAGGACUAAUCUGCAUGGAGCAUUGUUCUAUAUUUCUAUCAAUAUUGGAAUAUUGUAAUAAAACCAAAUAAUAAUUGAAGUAUAAGCAGAACAUUAUUUUAAUUUAAAUUUGUAUAUAAUUAAAGUGGAGUUUGGUCAUUUUAGUUUCUUUCUAUCCAUCCUUUUAUUCUGUUAUUUUUCUUUCUCCAGAAAAUAUGUAUAACUGUCUCAAUGUUUAAAAUAAUCAAAAUAAUAGCAUUAAUUAACUUUUAGCUAGCUAUAGGAAACAGAAAUUUUCUUUUUGUCAUAAUCUGUGAUAAUAUCUAAUUCAUUUAUUGAUUUAGAGUAUUACUUUUUAUUUCCCAUAAUAAUAAUAAAAGUACCCUAUUGUUUCUAUGCACAUUAAUCAAAAAUCUCUUUAUGAAGUUAGUUGAUGAAUUAAAUAUGUUUCUUUAAAUCACAAGUUUUGAUUAAGUAUCCGAAGCAGAAACAACUGCAGUAAAUCUAGUGACUGCCAGCCUUAAGAAACUGGCAAAUAAAUUGCCCUAGAAGAUAACUUGACAAGAAAUAAGGUUUUGCAUACCUCUCUAUCAGUAAGUUGUUAAAAAAAUUUUUUUAAAUGCAUGAAACAGAAGCCUUUAUUACAUAACUUAUAUACAUAUAUAUAUAUGUAGCCCAGGUAUUUUUUUUAACUUAGUUUUUGAUUGAUACCUUUCUAUAUAUAUAUAUAUAAUGUCCAUUUUUCCGUGCUGGCAUGGGAUGGAUGAAUGCAUAUUAUUGAGGCAUUGUUUUAUAGCCAGAUGCCCUUCCUGUCAGUAACCCUUAUUUGCUUAUCAAAUAAGAGGAAAUUUUUAUUCUACAAAAGUGCAGAGCUUGAGGAUGGUUUAUUGACAGGGAAUGUAAAUUCAUUGUGCGUGUGUGUGUGGUCCCCUUUCAAACACUUUAAUUCAUCUUUUCACUCUCAUCUGUUGGCAUAAAGUUGCCCUCUUGAGGUUUGUAAUCUUACAAAUUGUAUGAUGGCCUCACUAGUGCUGGAAGCACAAAAAAAGCACUCCAUGCAUGCUAUAAAGUUGUUGGCAUUAGGAAGGGUGUCCAACUAUAGAAACCAUGCCAAGGCAGACACUGGAGCACAAUGCAGUCCUUGUGCUCAUCGGAUCCUGUUAAACCGUCCAACCCAUGCCAGCAUGGAACAUGGACGUUAAAUGAUGAUGAAAUACAUAUAUACACCACACUCAUGCACACACAUUCAUGUGUCAUUGCAUUAUCUUAUUCAGAAAUUCUUAUAUCUAGCAUUAUGAAUUUUCAGGCAAUCUAUGAUUUUGUUAACUGUUUCAUUAACAGCAAUAAUUAGCCAAUCUACAUACACUGUUUUUCAUGGUAGUACUAUGUACACCUAUUGCUAUAUAUAUAUAUUUAUAUAUACAGAUUUAAAGGUACUAACGUAUAUGUUCUGCACAUUCCUUUUCCUCCCUAACUCAUGUGGCUGCAAGAUAUCUGUGAUUCUUAAGUAAACUAGAACCACUUUUAAGCAUAGUUUUAUAGCAGUACAAUUGUUACUGCACAUUGUAGAUGGUAUUGGUAUCUUUGUUAACUCUGACCAGGUGAGUUGAUGGUAUCAUUUUUAGAUUAUGUUUUCUAGCCAUUGUUUCCAUGCUAGCAUGAAUAAGAUGAUUUAUUUAUUUAUUUUUUUUUUUUUUUAUUAGAGCAGCUGUUUUAACUAAGCACUCCACUAUGAAGUAGGAGAGGAACUAGUUGUCAGCCAGGCAGUCUGAGGCAAGCAGUGUCAUAUGCUUUGCCCAGGGGUGUAACUCAUUGACUGUAGUAUGGUUUGAAUUCAUCACCAUAUAGUCAAUAGUCCAGUACUUUAACCCCUACAGUAAUUGUGCCUCUUGAUUGCCUAUUAAUUAACAGUAAUGUAUUGUAUGAAAAAAAAAAAAUAAUAAUUGUGCUUUGUUUUUUUCUGUAAAUUAUUUCAUAACCUCUAGUCCUGAAAUUGGAGAUAUGUUGGCAUGAAAUUUUAUGUUAACUUUGUUUUACAAAUAAAUAAAUAAUAAAAACAUUACACUCACCAAUAUGGAUACGGCUGGAAUAACAAAAAAAUAAAAAAAAUAAAAAUAUCAAUAGAGUUAGGAGGUCGCUGAUUUGACACAAUUGUUGACAUUCAGAAGAAUAUGACAGCAGAAGUGAAUUCCCUCACAUCAGAUAAGUUUUUUCCCCCACUCUCUGGUCUCUUUCGAAAGUUUAUAUGAACCUUGUAACAAGAGCAGUUGACCAAUUAAAGACUUUUCUGAGAAUAAUAGUUAAUAAAUAUGUUGAUUU